Messenger RNA from Aphanomyces invadans, 1147 nucleotides. RefSeq lists its product as hypothetical. Gene Ontology annotation, molecular function: oxidoreductase activity. Gene Ontology annotation, biological process: deoxyribonucleotide biosynthetic process. The record is from RefSeq and is a predicted model, not a curated record. The coding region runs from base 58 to 1104 and encodes 348 amino acids. Lineage: Eukaryota; Oomycota; Saprolegniomycetes; Saprolegniales; Verrucalvaceae. The transcript has a single exon.
GACGAGAUCGAUGGAGCUGGCGGUCAUUUUGAAACUUACUGAGCAACCCGUCACUUCAUGUCGCCUUCCAACCACGAAACCAGUGCCGUCGUGGGCAUGUCCGAGUACAAGCUCCGUGAGCUCAACGGUGAGCUCGCACCGGAGCCGUUCCUUGCAGAAAAUCCGAACAGGUUCGUGCUCUUCCCGAUCCAACACGCCGACGUGUGGGAGAUGUACAAAAAGGCGGAAGCGAGCUUCUGGACAGCGGAAGAGCUAGACUUGGUGCACGAUCAACGCGACUGGGUCAAGCUUACCGACAACGAACGUUUCUUCAUCACGCAUGUGCUGGCGUUCUUUGCCGCGAGUGACGGGAUCGUGAACGAAAACCUCGCGAUGAACUUUAGCAAUGAAGUACAAGUGCCUGAAGCCCGGUGCUUCUACGGGUUCCAGAUUGCCAUUGAGAACAUUCACUCUGAAGUGUACUCGCUCCUCAUCGACACGUACAUCAAGGAUGCCACGGAAAAGGACCGGGUCCUGCGUGCCAUUGACACGAUCCCCUGUGUCCGACGCAAAGCCACCUGGGCUUUGAAGUGGUGCGACAAUAAGCGUGCUGCCUACGCUGAACGUAUCGUUGCCUUUGCCGCUGUCGAAGGCAUCUUCUUCUCGGGGUCGUUCUGCUCCAUCUUCUGGCUCAAGAAGCGAGGUCUAAUGCCGGGUUUGUCCUUCUCGAACGAACUCAUUUCUCGCGACGAAGGUCUGCACUGCGACUUUGCGUGCUUGAUGUACUCGAAGCUCGUCAACAAGUUGUCCGACCAGCGCAUCCACGAGAUCGUCGGCGACGCCGUCGCGAUUGAGAAGCAGUUUGUCAGUGAGAGCCUGCCCGUGGAGCUCAUUGGCAUGAACUCGUCCCUCAUGUGCGAGUACAUUGAGUUCUGCGCGGAUCGCCUCCUCGAAGCCCUCGGCGCCCCCAAGCUGUACGCGGCCAAGAACCCGUUCGACUGGAUGGACAUGAUCUCGCUCCAGGGCAAGACCAACUUUUUCGAGAAGCGCGUCGGCGAGUACAGCAAAUCUGGUGUUGGUGUUAGCUCGAGCGACCAAACGUUUACACUGGACGCCGACUUCUAGACGUGCUGUAAUUGCCUCCCUAAUCUAUCGUUCCAUUCGUCCC